This is a messenger RNA of Myxocyprinus asiaticus (Chinese sucker), 594 nucleotides long. RefSeq names its product guanine nucleotide binding protein (G protein), gamma transducing activity polypeptide 1 (gene gngt1). NCBI's taxonomy places the organism in Eukaryota, Metazoa, Chordata, Actinopteri, Cypriniformes, Catostomidae. Bases 111 to 332 code for a protein of 73 amino acids. Gene Ontology annotation, biological process: G protein-coupled receptor signaling pathway. Gene Ontology annotation, molecular function: G-protein beta-subunit binding. The record is from RefSeq and is a predicted model, not a curated record. The transcript is spliced from 2 exons. Gene Ontology annotation, cellular component: heterotrimeric G-protein complex.
AGCAGUAAAUCUGGUCAUCAGUAACAUACUGUAUAACUGAAUCUCUCGAACAUUAAUAGCUAACCACAUGUGAUUGUUGAAUGACUGUUUGAUUUGAUUUCACACAGGAAAUGCCGGUUAUAAAUGUAGACGAUCUGACAGACCUGGAUAAGGCUAAAAUGGAAGUAACCCAGCUCAAAGUUGAGGUGAAGCUUGAAAGGGCGAAGGUGUCCAAAUGCUGUGAAGAGAUUACAGAGUACAUUCAGGGUGGCGCAGAUGAGGAUCCUUUGGUCAAAGGCAUUCCAGAGGAGAAGAACCCAUUCAAGGAGAAAGGUGGAUGUGUCAUUUGCUAAUGUGGACAGAGGAACCCCCAACUUUUCCAGUUUAGUGUUCUUUGCUGCCCAUGGACACCUGCUUAAAUGUAAUCAUAGAUGGAUAUCCUCUCUGCUGCCUGAUAAAGGGGACAAUCAAUCACAAACAUGGAUAGAUGUUCAAAUAACUCUAAAUGGCUUUUAUAUCUUGUAAAUGAGUCCCCAGGAUCUGGACCCUCUAAUAUAUUGUUGUGUAGUGCUCUUUCAAGUGUUGUAAUAAAUUCGACUACCAUUGUGCACUGAU